Cyprinodon tularosa is the source of this 3455-nucleotide messenger RNA. RefSeq names its product ectodermal-neural cortex 1 (gene enc1). The record is from RefSeq and is a predicted model, not a curated record. The transcript is spliced from 2 exons. NCBI's taxonomy places the organism in Eukaryota, Metazoa, Chordata, Actinopteri, Cyprinodontiformes, Cyprinodontidae. The coding region runs from base 313 to 2088 and encodes 591 amino acids. Gene Ontology annotation, molecular function: protein binding.
UGAGCGCAGGCGGAGGAGCGACGGAGAGGAGAGAGGAGUGGAGCAGUGAGCUGGAGGAGAGGAACGCCUCCAAACUGCUCCUCUCUUAUUAUUCACCGAGUUCCUGCAUUCAACCAGACCUACGGUGAGUCCCUCCGCUGUAGUCCUCAGUGCCAGAGAGGUUAUCCCUGUGAACCAGUUCUCGGAAAUAACAGAAGAGUUUUCAUCCACUCCGCGGGCGCAAAGGCUUUCAUCGUGGCUCUUUCACGAGUGGCAUGCUCGCGCGACCCUUCGGGUACGACUGAACUCCUGCUUUCAACCAAAGAGGAUUCAAUGAAAAUGUCAGUGUGCGUCCAUGAGAACAGAAAAUCCAGAGCCAGCACCGGCUCCAUGAAUAUCUACCUUUUUCACAAAUCCUCCUAUGCUGACAGUGUUCUCAUGCACCUUAACUCUCUACGGCAGCAGAGGCUUUUUACAGACGUCCUCCUUCAUGCAGGCAGCCGCUCCUUCCCCUGCCACCGUGCAGUGCUGGCCGCAUGCAGCCGCUACUUUGAGGCCAUGUUCAGUGGCGGCCUGAGGGAGAGCCAGGCCAGCGAGGUCGACUUCCGAGACUCGAUCCAUCCGGAGGUUUUGGAGCUGCUGCUUGAUUACGCGUACUCAUCCCGCGUGGUGAUCAACGAGGAGAACGCAGAGUCACUACUGGAGGCUGGGGACAUGUUGGAGUUUCAGGACAUCCGCGAUGCCUGCGCCGAAUUCCUGGAGAGAAAUCUUCAUCCGUCCAACUGUCUUGGCAUGCUAUUGCUGUCUGACGCCCACCAGUGUACAAAGCUGUCAGAGCUCUCCUGGGGCAUGUGUCUAAGCAACUUCCCCGCCAUUUGCAAGACAGAGGACUUUCUCCAAUUGCCCAAAGAUAUGGUAGUGCAGCUUUUGUCACACGAGGAGUUGGAGACGGAAGACGAGAGACUGGUUUAUGAAGCUGCGCUUAACUGGAUCAACUACGACCUAGAAAAGAGGCACUGCUACCUCCCAGAGCUUUUGAGAACAGUCCGUCUUGCCUUACUGCCCGCCAUCUUUCUCAUGGAGAAUGUUUCAACAGAAGAGCUGAUUAAUGCGCAGGCAAAGAGCAAGGAACUGGUAGAUGAAGCUAUUCGCUGUAAGCUGAAGAUUCUCCAGAAUGAUGGCGUUGUAAACAGUCCCUGUGCUCGACCCAGAAAAACCAGCCAUGCCCUCUUUCUUCUUGGGGGGCAGACAUUCAUGUGUGAUAAAUUGUACCUGGUGGACCAGAAAGCCAAAGAGAUAAUCCCGAAGGCUGACAUACCUAGUCCUAGAAAGGAAUUCAGUGCCUGUGCCAUAGGCUGUAAGGUGUACAUCACAGGGGGGCGAGGAUCAGAGAAUGGCGUUUCCAAAGACGUGUGGGUCUAUGACACUGUUCACGAGGAAUGGUCAAAAGCGGCACCCAUGCUCAUCGCCAGGUUUGGCCAUGGCUCUGCAGAGCUGAAACACUGCCUCUAUGUUGUAGGUGGACACACUGCCGCAACAGGCUGUCUGCCAGCCUCCCCUUCUGUGUCACUCAAACAAGUAGAACAAUUUGACCCGGUGGCAAACAAGUGGACCAUGGUAGCACCUCUCAGAGAAGGUGUUAGCAAUGCAGCAGUGGUCAGCGUGAAGCUCAAGCUGUUUGCCUUCGGAGGAACCAGCGUCACCCACGACAAACUCCCCAAGGUGCAGUGCUAUGAUCCACAAGAGAACCGAUGGACUGUGCCGGCAUCCUGCCCGCAGCCCUGGCGUUACACGGCCGCUGCAGUGCUGGGGAACCAAAUAUUUGUCAUGGGCGGGGAUACUGAAUUCUCAGCCUGCUCAGCUUACAAGUUCAGUAGUGAGAACUACCAGUGGACUAAAGUUGGGGAUGUGACAGCCAAGCGGAUGAGCUGUCAGGCUGUGGCAUCAGGAAACAAACUGUAUGUGGUGGGUGGGUACUUUGGUACGCAGCGGUGUAAAACUCUGGACUGCUACGACCCCACGCUCGAUGCAUGGAACAGCAUUACCACUGUUCCAUACUCGCUCAUUCCUACCGCCUUUGUCAGCACCUGGAAGCAUCUACCAGCUUGAAUCCUGAACGCCUCUACCCUCCCCAUUAGGUAAGAUCCAUUUCUUAAACCUAUACAUUUUAACCAAUUGGGUUCGGAUUUAGGUUUCUGACACAAUCUUUAAGCUUAAUUAAUAGAAUCAAACAAAAAAAUCCAACAAACGAGGACCUUUCAAUUCUGCUUCCAAACCUAGAGUUAAUGCGAGCAGUUUAGAUCUGAUUCCACAGUGAGAAAAACCGGGGUCUGCUCAGCAAAAGAAGAUCAAGGGUAGGGUAGAUGGAUCUCUUAAAUGCUUCUGGGCUUUAUUACGACGAGGCAAAUGGCUGUUUUGAAAAGGACAGAAAGGGUAACUGAAAGAGAGUAGGAUCCAUUUGCAUCUUCUAUGAGAGAAUCUCUAAGAAAAAGGAGCCAAUUAGCUUAACCACACAUCCCCGAGACCCUUCCCCACACACACGCUCAACCUUUGAUGGGUCUGUGGUCAUUGGAAAAGAGAAGGGGGGUAGCUUGCGUCUCACACAGUGUCGGAAGCCAUUUAUCAUCAGUUACAAGAAGAGGUGACUGAGAGGAAAGCCAGCAGGGGAAAGGAGGAGGGGGAGCUAGAGAACUUUCCAGCAUGAAACCCAUCCUUGGCAGCCCGUACACACACACACACAUCAUCCUUGAUAAUAGUCAUGUUACUCCUUAGAUUUAGCAUUUCAUCUUCUGUCUUAAUGACCUCAUUCUAACCCAGCACUCCUGCUCUGAUGAUAAGCAGGCCAGACGUAUGUGGAGCAUGGGUAGCAAGCUCACAGUUUUCAUCUUUCUCUUUGCACAAUUCCCAGACUAAUGCCCCCACACAUUAAGUAGCUGUGCAAGCAAUUUUUUUUAUUACUUUUUUAUUCAAUGCCUGUCAGGCCCUGACUCCUGAGAAUAAAAAAGAACAAAGUAGAGAGACUCCUCAAGCUUCUAACUCUGCGUGACUCCCCUCUGAUAAUGUUAGGAGACGACUUAGAACAGCUAUGCUGCUCUGACAUUGUGAAGUUCCUUCGCUUCUUAGAUGAAAUAUUUUCUUGCACUCAUUAUCCCCACUUAUUUUGAGUGACUCAUCUCUUAAAUGGACAGAUGAGAUGGGUGAUUUAAAGUAUCUUUAAAGCAGAGCAACACAGUGCCCUGAUAAGUGACAGAUCCUGCUUCUAAUUUAAAGUAAAACUUCUUUCUUCUUUUUUUUUUUUUUGGUGCGCCUUCAUGUCAUGGCAACUGACAGAGUCCCCUCACUGAACAGGGUGAAUAGAGGAAAUGUGAGGAAUGGAAAAGAAGGCUGAGUGUUUAGGAAUGAAAGGAAAAGGGAAGUAUGUUGGGACCUCACAGAAGGAGAUUGUAGCUGAGAGAGAAAGGAAAAAAAAAAAAGAA